UAACACAGUACAUUGCAGUUAUAACCUCAAUGGCGUCCCGAAAAUAUUUAUUAAGCUAAAGUGCUUAAAUUAAACAGUGUUUGCAUUUGCUUGUAGUUUAGACUCGAGAAAAUCUAUUAAUCUAUUACAGAAUGUCUGACUUCAUCGAAUCCGAGGCCGAGGAGUCUGAGGAUGAGGAGGAAUUGACCCCUCAUGAUAAGAAGAGGCUGAAGAGAUCGAGGGCCAUGAAUGACUCCUCUGAAGAAGACGAUGAAGAUGACGAUAGGGAAGAUCUGAAGGAUCUCAUUGAUGAUAACCCAAUUGAAGAAAGUGAUGGUGAGGACUCUGAUCGAGAUGGACAGAAGAGAAAGAAAUCGGAUGAAGAAUAUGAUGAUCGGCUUGAGGAUGAAGAUUAUGACCUUAUUGAGGAAAAUUUGGGUGUUAAAGUGGAAAGAAGGAAAUUCAAAAGGUUGAAACGAAUCAGGGAUGAGGAGAGUGACAAUGAGGAUACUGCAGAUCAGAGUCAGGAUCGAGAUGCAAUUGCUAUGGAGAUAUUCACAGAUGAUGAUAAAGAUGAUCAUCAGGAUGAUGAAAGACGGUCAGAGAGGAGCCACAGACAUGUGGCGGAGCCGGAGCAAUACGAUGAAGAUGAUGAUGACUCUGAUGCUGAUGACUUUAUCGUCGAUGACGAGGGUAGGCCAAUCGCUGACAAGAAAAAGAAGAAAAAACCGAUAUUUACCGACGCUGCGUUGCAAGAAGCUCAAGAGACUUUCGGCGUUGAUUUCGACUACGACGAGUUCUCUAAAUACGAGCAAGAUGAGUACGAGGAGGACGAUGAAGAAGACGAAGAUUACGAUGAUGAGGAUGAGGACGGGGAGAGGCGCAGAAGGCCCAAGAAAACGAAGAAAAAGAUGAGUAAAAAGACUAUCUUCGAGGUGUACGAGCCUAGCGAACUUAAGCGAGGCUUCUUCACCGAUUUGGACAACGAGAUUAGGAACACAGAUGCCCCGGAGCGAAUGCAAAUUCGCGAAGUUCCCAUAACUUCUGUCCCGGAGGAUUCGACUGAACUAGACGAUGAAGCCGAAUGGAUUUACAAGCAAGCCUUCUGCAAGCCAUCGAUAUCUAAUCAAGAGUCUCAUCUUACCGUGGAGGCUAGGGAACGGCAGAAGAAGGGCCCGCAAACAGUUGGAAAGAUACGAAAAGCACUCGACUUCAUGCGUAACCAGCAACUGGAAGUGCCUUUCAUCGCGUUCUACAGGAAAGAAUAUGUUCAGCCUGAAUUGACGAUAAAUGAUUUAUGGAAGGUCUACAAGUUCGACGCGAAAUGGUGCCAGUUAAAAUCACGUCGUCAGAAUCUUCUGAACCUCUUCGAGAAAAUGCGCUCUUACCAACUGGAUCAACUCACGAAGAACCCGGAUGCUCCCAUUCCGGAAAACGUGCGCGUCAUGAAGGACUCUGAUCUUGAUAGGCUGAAAAACUGCCAGACAACUGAAGAGCUUCAGGACAUUUACAAUCACUUCGUGUUGUAUUACGCGGGCGAUCUGCCAGCGAUGCACGUAGCUUGGCGUGAAAAGGAAAGGGAGAGGAAAAAGUUCGAAAAGCGACAGGCGAGGUUGAAGCAAAUUGCGGAAAAUGAAGACGGGGCUGAUAUCCCCGAGGAUGUCGACAUCGACGAACAGGAUGAACCUGAAGAACAGGAAACUUUAAAGUACGCAAAUCGAUCUGGUUCUUAUGCCCUCUGCACUAGGGCAGGAAUCGACGGAUUGGCUAAGAAAUUCGGUCUCUCUCCGGAACAUUUCGCUGAGAAUUUGCGUGAUAAUUAUCAAAGGCACGAAGUCGAUCAAGAGUGCGUCGAGCCUUUAGAAGUAGCGAAAGAAUUCAUUUGCCCGAAGUUCCAAACUGUGGAAGAAGUUUUACAAGCCGCCAAGUUUAUGGUUGCAGUGCAGAUUGCUAAGGAACCACUUCUAAGGAAGAGCGUGCGCGAAGUGUUCUUCGAAAGGGCGAAAAUUACCAUCAGGCCGACGAAGAAGGGUAUGAAAGUGAUCGAUGAACAACACAAUUGCUACACCGUAAAAUAUGUUAAAAACAAACCCGUCCGAGAUUUAUCCGCUGAGCAAUUCCUUAAGCUUAGCAUGGCCGAGGAGGAGCAAUUGAUCACAAUCACGAUCAAUGAGAAUAUCGACGGGAACACAUCGAACUCGUAUAUAGACGAAGUUAAACAACUGUACAUUAAAGAUGAGUUCAGCAAGAAUGUUCAGGACUGGAACGCCUUGCGCAUGGAAUGCGUGGAGCGUGCUUUAACCAAAUCCGUGCUUCCUGAUCUCAGGGAUGAACUGAAACGAACCCUGAUAGCCGAGUCUAAGGAUUACGUUCUGAAAGCUUGCUGCAGAAAACUGUAUAAUUGGCUUAAGGUAGCACCUUACAAAGUUGAUUUCCCAGAUGAAGAGGAUGACGAAUGGGAUACUUCGAAGGGCAUCCGCGUUAUGGCAAUCGCCUACGUUCCAGAUUACUCACAAUCUGCUUUCACUUGCAUAGCAGGUCCGGACGGCGAUAUCACAGAUUAUUUGAGAUUACCGCAUUUGCUCAAGAGAAAGAACAGUUAUCGCGACGAGGAGAAAAUGCUCAAGGAGGCCGAUCUGAGCGCAUUGAGAAAUUUCAUUUACACCAAGAAACCGCAUGUCAUCGUAAUCGGCGGUGAAUCCAGAGAGGCUAUGAUGAUUUCCGAAGAUAUGAAAGGUUUGGUGUCUGAUUUGGUGGACAACGAUCAGUUCCCAUCGAUAAACGUUGAGAUCGUCGACAACGAAUUGGCCAAAGUGUACGCCAAUUCUCAUAAGAGCGAAACAGAUUUCCGGGAAUAUCCUGAGCUCCUCAGGCAAGCCGUCUCUUUGGCCAGAAAAAUGCAAGACCCAUUGGUAGAAUAUUCGCAACUCUGUACGGCUGACGAGGAAUUGCUCAGUUUACGGUUCCAUUCGAUGCAGGAUCAGUUGGGCAAAGACGAACUGCUGGAGAAUCUAUAUUUGGAGUUUGUUAAUCGCACUAACGAGGUCGGUGUUGAUGUUAAUUUAGCUGUGCAACAGAACCAUAAGAGUCACUUGGUGCAGUUUAUCUGCGGUCUCGGCCCUAGAAAGGGUCAAGCUCUUAUCCGCGUACUUAAACAGACGAAUCAGCGCUUGGAGAACAGAACGCAACUCGUGACGUCCUGCCACAUGGGCCCUAAAGUGUUCAUCAAUUGCUCUGGUUUUGUUAAGAUCGAUACAAACAGUUUGGGCGAUAGUACUGAAGCUUAUGUAGAAAUCCUUGACGGUUCUCGUGUCCAUCCAGAAACGUACGAAUGGGCCAGGAAGAUGGCCGUCGAUGCUCUCGAGUAUGACGAUGACGAGGGAGCGAAUCCUGCCGGAGCACUCGAAGAGAUUUUGGAGGCUCCAGAGAGAUUGAAAGAUUUAGAUUUGGAUGCUUUCGCAGAAGAAUUAGAGAGGCAGGCGUUCGGCAAUAAGAGCAUAACUUUGUAUGAUAUUCGUGCAGAAUUGAACAGCCGCUACAAAGAUUUAAGAACAGCUUUCCAAUCUGCCAAUGCCGAAGAAUUAUUCGAUAUGCUAACGAAGGAGACUCCUGAAACGUUCUAUGUUGGUAAAAUGAUUACGACGACGGUGUGCGGCAUUUCCAGGAGGAAACCGCAAGGUGAGCAAUUAGAUCAAGCUAAUCCAGUGAGAAACGACGAGACAGGUUUGUGGCAGUGUCCGUUCUGUCUGAAGAAUGACUUUCCGGAAUUGUCUGACGUAUGGAAUCACUUCGAUGCUGGUGCCUGUUGCGGACAAGCUACUGGCGUCAAGUUACGUUUGGACAAUGGAGUUUCUGGUUAUAUUCACAUCAAGAACUUGAGUGACAAACAUGUGGCGAAUCCGGAGGAUCGCGUUGGUAUUGGUCAGCUGAUCCAUUGCAGGAUAAUAAAGAUCGACGUGGAAAGGUUCUCUGUGGACUGCACCUCGAAAUCAAGCGAUUUGUCGGAUAAGAACCAUGAGUGGCGGAGGGCAAAGGAUCCGUUCUACGAUCAGGAGCAAGAGGAUACCGACACGAGGACAGAGCAGGACGUGAAGCGCAAUAAACAGAAACAGACGUACAUCAAGAGGGUCAUCGUGCAUCCUUCUUUCCAUAACAUCUCGUUUCUGGAGGCGGAGAAAGUUAUGGCGAAUAUGGACCAAGGUGAGGUGAUCGUGAGGCCUUCCAGUAAAGGAUCGGACCACUUGACCAUCACCUGGAAAGUGGCAGAUAAAAUCUACUCGCACAUCGAUGUCAGGGAAGAAGGAAAAGCGAACGCGUUCUCAUUGGGAUCGUCGUUGUGGAUCAACGGGGAGGAGUUCGAGGAUCUGGAUGAAAUCAUCGCCAGACACGUGACCCCGAUGGCCGCCCAUGCUCGUGAUAUUUUGCAUUUCCGGUACUACAAGGAUACCGAGGGCGGUCACAAAGAUAAAGCCGAGGAGUAUCUCAAGGAUGAGCGCAAAAAGAAUUCUUCCAAAAUCCAUUACAUCAUAAGCGCUUCCAAGAACUAUCCGGGGAAAUUUCUCCUCUCGUAUUUGCCGAGGAACAAGGUGAGGCAUGAGUUCGUGAGUGUCACGCCGGAUGGCUUCCGGUACAGAGGUCAGAUGUUCGAUAACAUCGGGAACCUCUUCAAGUGGUUCAAGGAACAUUUCCGUGAUCCCAUUCCAGGCGGACAGACGCCAGGCACUCCGAGAAGCAGUAACCACCAGGCCAGGCCUUCCUCUUAUGGAAACAACGUGACGCCGAGCUACGGCAACAUGAAUUCGGAGGCCAUUCAGCGGGUGGCGCAGAACAUGCCCAGCCACAUGAUGCAGACCUUGUCUGCAGUCGCGAACCAGACUCCGCAUUACCCUCAUACUCCCGGCGCUUACGGUGCUAAUACCUACAUUAACACGCCUUAUACUCCAAGCGGACAGACUCCAUUCAUGACUCCGUAUCAGACACCGCACGCUCAGCAGACACCUAGGUACGGCCAUCAGACUCCAUCGCAACACCUGCCGAACACUGCCCCACACAUGAGCGGACCGUUCCUGCAUCCUGGAGCUGUGACCCCGUCGCAGAGGACGCCCGGCUACAGGAAUUCCAUGGCCUCAUCGCAGUCUCCGAUGAUGCAACCUUCACCGCAACCAUCGCCGCACGGCAGAUCCUACGGCGAUCACAAGUCCUAUCCUACAGAAUCACCUAGGAGCUAUUCAAGUGAGCACCGGAGCUACCCCGACGGAGGUGGUAGAUCAUCCAGGAACAAUUACGCUCACAACAAUGAAUCCACCGAUUGGCAGAAGGCGGCGGAGGCUUGGGCCAGGAGCAAAGGAGGACGUGAGGGUGGAACCCCGAGGAGCGAAGCCGGCAGGGGAACCCCACGAUCUCAAGGACAGCGCACGCCAAGGUACGACGACGAAAGGUCCAGGAAGAGCGUGGGCAAAAGCCCUCGAUCUGUCCGCAGCACUCCAAGGACGAACACCUCACCGCACUCCAUGUCGUUGGGCGAUGCUACCCCGCUUUACGACGAAAACAUUUAAUAAUCAUUAUUUUAUUUUUUUUGUCCUUUUUUUUAUAUACAUAUAUAUAUAUAGUUUAGUAUAAUUUAGUAUUGCAACUAUCUUAUUCCCGAAAACUCAAAUCAACCGUAAAACAGACUGUUCAAAGUUAUUAUUAUCUUACUUUUAUUUAAUUUCUUUCCACGAGAGACGACGGAGGAGCAAUGAAAAGAAAAUAUAUAUGAAAUAUUUUAUAUUGUAAAACAGAUGGGACGAGGAGGAGGCGGAUAGGAAAAAUAUUGAGAAAUUGAUUUUGAACAAUAAAAAGCAAGUACAUUUUUCUAUGAAUCGCUGUAGUUUAUUACAAAUACAAUCAUCGUUCAUUCGUUGGACGAAGCUGCUGCGUUGACGACGUUUCGGCAUAUUUGGGAUUUCCAAGGGCAUUGCAUUUCGCAGUCUGGCAAAUGCCGCUGAGAAACCCCAAAACUGCGCUCAACACUUCUUCUUCAUGAUGUUGAUCUUCUUUUGUUGUUGCGUUGGUCCAUUUUCCUACCUAACUGAAACCGAAGCACUCUCUGAUACAACGAUCUAAUAAUAAUAACAACAACAACGUGUUCACAAAUAAAUGCCUAUGCUAUAUAUAAUAUACUCGUAUUAUUAUUAUACAAUGGAAUUGUUAAAUUUAAUACCGAU
Messenger RNA from Nicrophorus vespilloides, 6185 nucleotides. It is a transcript of the gene Spt6, whose product is annotated as transcription elongation factor SPT6. Lineage: Eukaryota; Metazoa; Arthropoda; Insecta; Coleoptera; Silphidae. The coding region runs from base 132 to 5534 and encodes 1800 amino acids. The transcript has 11 exons. Gene Ontology annotation, biological process: positive regulation of transcription elongation by RNA polymerase II; mRNA transcription by RNA polymerase II; nucleosome organization. Gene Ontology annotation, cellular component: transcription elongation factor complex. The record is from RefSeq and is a predicted model, not a curated record. Gene Ontology annotation, molecular function: nucleosome binding; histone binding; DNA binding.